AAGAAACUUCAGUCUUCCGAAAAACAUCCUUUCACAUUGCGGCGGAGGAAGCUCUAAUCACCAGGAGUAAAAAUGGCGGUUCCGUUGCUUACGAAGAAGGUGGUGAAGAAGAGGUCUGCCAAAUUCAUCAGACCCCAGAGUGAUCGCAGAAUCACCGUCAAGGAAAGCUGGAGGAGGCCUAAGGGUAUUGACUCCCGGGUGAGAAGAAAGUUCAAGGGUGUCACCUUGAUGCCCAAUGUUGGUUACGGAUCUGAUAAGAAGACCCGCCACUACCUCCCAAAUGGAUUCAAGAAGUUCAUUGUUCACAACACCUCUGAGCUCGAGCUACUCAUGAUGCACAACAGGACUUACUGUGCAGAGAUUGCUCACAAUAUCUCAACAAAGAAGAGAAAGGCCAUAGUGGAGAGAGCUUCUCAGCUAGACGUUGUUGUUUCCAACAAGCUUGGUAGGUUGCGUAGCCAGGAAGACGAGUGAAAGCCCUAAAAGAUAUCAUCUAGGGUUUUUCUUUUAUCUGUCGUUAACUAUUCCGAAUUAUCUUCUUUUUUUUUUUUUUUUGCGUUUUGGAGAGUGGCUGAAUGAUAUUACAACUUGGGUUCUCGUUUUUAUGAUAUUAAUUCAGAAUCAGACACAGUCUCAGACCAUAAUUUAUUCCUCAAUUUAUACCUAAAUUUUCAGACCAUCGAAAUUUAACUUGAGU
Messenger RNA from Arabidopsis thaliana (thale cress), 697 nucleotides. Its product is annotated as Ribosomal protein L32e. The record is from RefSeq and is marked reviewed. The transcript has 4 exons. Gene Ontology annotation, biological process: translation. The coding region runs from base 73 to 474 and encodes 133 amino acids. Gene Ontology annotation, cellular component: ribosome. Gene Ontology annotation, molecular function: structural constituent of ribosome. Lineage: Eukaryota; Viridiplantae; Streptophyta; Magnoliopsida; Brassicales; Brassicaceae.